Messenger RNA from Aphidius gifuensis, 2959 nucleotides. RefSeq names its product ras association domain-containing protein 4 (gene Rassf). The transcript has 4 exons. Gene Ontology annotation, biological process: signal transduction. The coding region runs from base 146 to 1846 and encodes 566 amino acids. The record is from RefSeq and is a predicted model, not a curated record. Lineage: Eukaryota; Metazoa; Arthropoda; Insecta; Hymenoptera; Braconidae.
UGACAUAUUCUUUGUCACUUGAAAAAAAAAACUGUUGAUUUUAUAUUGUUAUAAACAAGUAUACAAUUAUCUUAAAAACAAUGUUGCAUUAGUGAUAUAAUUUAACAAAAAUAUUAACCAAUUGUCAUUCAUUUGACAUAACAACAUGUGGAAGUGUCAUAAAUGUGGAAAGCCUGUUUAUUUUGCUGAAAGAAAACAAUCAUUAGGCUAUGAUUGGCAUCCAGAGUGUCUUAGAUGUGAAGAGUGUGGUAAACGUUUAAAUCCAGGUCAACAUGCUGAGCACAAGGGUGUUCCUUAUUGUCAUGUGCCAUGUUAUGGAGCAUUAUUUGGACCACAAUUAUUUGGUCAUGGAACAAGAGUUGAAUCACACACAAGUUUUGGUAAAAAAGAAUUACGCUCAGCUCUACCAAGAUCUCACCUAGAAACAAAAUUAAAAGUUUUUAAUCAGUAUUAUGAUGGUAAAAGUGGUGGAAUAAGAAGUCGUGAAGUUAAUGGAAGAUUAAUACUUGAAGGAGCACUUAGAAUAUAUUGGGGAGUUCGUGGUGUUAUACAUUUAAAAGAAGAUGAUGAUCAAAGAACAGUUGUUACAGCAAGAAAUCGUAAUUCAUGUAGAAGAAGUGUAUCAGAGGAGGAAGAUUCAGAUGUUGAUGAAAAGCCUGAAGUUGAAAUAAAAGAUUUAACUGAAAAUAUAAGUGAAAUUGUGAUAAAUUCUGUGCCAGUAUCACCAGAUCAUUUAAAAAGUUUAACUCUACCAAUGAAGCUUGAUGUUAAAAAUAUGGAUUUAGAUGAACUUGAUGAAUUACUUCAGGUAGAAAGAAAAAUAGAAGAUGGUGAAAAAUUAUAUCAAACAAUGCCAGAAAAUCUACCAUCAAUGAGUUCACAUUCCAGCAAAGAUAAAUCUAUAAUAUCAAGUCGUUCAAGUUUAGAUAAUUCAAGUUCAUCAAGUUCAAGUAUCAAUACUAAAACACAAGGUAGUAAUGUUAGUAAUACAUCAAGUCCAAGUAUUGAAAGUUCAUCUGGUACUGAUACACCAAAUUGUCAUGGUACACCAAAUAAAAAUGGUACAUUACGUCGUGUUGAAUAUUUUGAUAGUUUAGAAAAAAGUGGAAGUAGUAGUAAUCGUAUUGGUAAUGAUGAUAGUUGGAUUGAAAAAGGUUUAAAUCGUUCAAUGUCUGGUCCAGAUUGUUUACAAAGACAUCGUGAUAGUGAUACAGAUUCAGUUAGUUCAUUACAAUUUAGAGAUGAUGAUAAUAUGACAAUGUCAACUGACAGUGGAUUAGAAUUAGAUGGUGUUGUAUUAAGAAGAAAACAAGGAUCAACAGCAAUACGUAGACGUGCUGGUGGACGUAGACAAUCACGUAGUAAAUUACGACGUCGUUGUUCAAUAAAUGGACAUUUUUAUAAUCGUGAAACAAGUUUUUUUACACCACCACAUGGUUCACAAAUGUCUGUUUGGGUAACUAGUCUUGUUAGUACACAAGAAGUUAUUAAUCUAAUGUUGGAUAAAUAUAAAGUUGAUGCUAAACCAGAUAAUUUUGCAUUAUUUAUUGUAAGAGAUAAUGGUGAACAACGAAGAUUGAGAGAUGAUGAAUAUCCACUUGAAGUUAGAGUUGUACUUGGACCACAUGAAACUGUUGCACGUUUAUUUUUAGUUGAUAAAUUAUCAACACAAGAAAUAAGCUCUGAUGUUGCACAAUUUUUAAAUCUUUCAAUUGCUGAGUGUCAAGGAAUUUUACAACGUUAUCAUUAUGAAGAAGAAAGACAGAUAGCAAUUUUAAAAGAAAAGUACAAAGAAAUGAGACGUCGGAUUAAACAACGAAUGGAAGAACUUAAAGUUCGAUUAUAGGUAACAGAAAAAAACAAAACAAUUGGUUGAAUUUAUUCCAUUACAUUUGCAUUACAACGAUUUUUUCUUAACGUACUCAAUUAUUGUAAUAAAUUAUUACAAUAAGUACUAAUAAUUAUUAUUGUUCUUAUUAAUUAAUUAACAAAAUCACGUUAAGCGUGAGAAAUAUAAUCAUAUAGCUUUUUUUUUUUUUGAAAAAAUGUGAAUGAAGAAAUUAAUAGUGACAAAUUAAAUUCUUUUAUUCAGUUUUUUUUUUUUUUUUAUUAUUUUUUAACUAACAAUUAUUAACAAUUUGUUACUAUUAAAAAAUUAUUUAGAUAUUAGAUUUUUUUUUAUACAUGUUUGUCUAUUAUUUUGUAGGAAAAAUUUAAUAGAAACAUCGACUCAGUGUUUGAUAAAUAAUCAAUGUUUUUUUAUGGAAAAAAAAAUAUAUAAAUUUUUUAUUUUUCAACUUGAAUUAAAAUGAGAAAUUUUAUCGAUCUUUUUUAAAUUUUUUGAAAUACUAUUUUACAUUUUAAUUAUAUCAGCUACUAAAAUUUAUAAUUAUCUUAAUUAAAUAAACGAAAAUUCAUUAUUAUUUUUAAAUUCUAACAAGUAGCUUUAUUUAAAUAAAAAAAAGCCUGAAAAUAAAUAGAAAAGCUUUAAACAAAAAAAUGAUUUAUAGUUCCUGUUAACAAAUAACUUCAAAAUUAAUAACAAAAAAAAAAUAAAUAUGUAUAUUGCGAAUAGCCACUAUUGAGUCGAUGAUGAAAAUAAAAUUAUACAAUAUUCCAAGACACCAUAUAAAUAUGGCAGCUUAUACAAGUCUGAUUUAAAAAAGAAAAAAAAUUACAACAUAAAAUGUAAUAAAUUUUAAAAUAUCAUUUUCAAGUAAAUCACAUGUUGAUUUCUAUUUUCCAUCUAUUUAACUCAUAGAAAAAAAAAACAAUCAAAUUAAUUAAUUAGAUAUUUAAAAUUAAAAAAAAUUUACAACCAUGACACCAAUAUAAAAACAAAAACCAUGAUAAAAAUAUAUUUUUAAACGAAUUAUAAUUAAAAUUAAUUCCCCAAUAAAUUAUAUAAACAACAAAUUGUAAAAUAAAAAAAAAAUAACAAUAAAUACAAAUUUAAAUA